AUGAAUAUCGAGGUGGUACCGUCAACUUUUAAGGAAGACCUCGACCCAACUUCUUUCGCCUCGCCGAUUGAAUACGCGAAGGAAACGGCCCGGCGAAAAGCCGUCGAGGUGGCCCGUCGCCUUGGCAUGGCCGAAAAGCAGAGUGGCGACAGUGUCAACUCACCCCCAGAUAUUGUUAUCGGAGCGGAUACUAUAAUUACUGUCGGAGAUAAGAUUUAUGGAAAGCCAAAGGAUGAAGAAGAUGCAAAACGGACACUAAAAGAACUAUCUGGCAAGCCUCAUAUAGCAAUAACUGGCUUUGUACUUGUUACACCUGGCACCUGGAAGGUUGGACAUCUACUGAAAGAAUCAGAGGACAAACCAGCACUUUGUGUAGUGCUUGCGUACGAGACCACAGAGGUUUUUAUGUGUGAGCUGGCUCCCGAAAUUAUAAAUGCCUAUCUUAAAACUGGUGAGCCAAUGGGAAGAGCCGGUUCUUACAGCAUCCAAGAUUUGGCAGCCACAUUUGUUGAGUCUAUUAAUGGGGACUACUACAAUGUGGUUGGACUUCCUUUGCAUAAAUUUUGUAGGCAGAUGCUCCAGACUCUCUCUCUCUCUCUCAUAUCUAUCUCUCUCUCUCUCUCAUAUCUAUCUCUUUUUCUCAUUAUAUAUCUGUCUAUCUCUGUAAAGUUAUUUUGA
This is a messenger RNA of Acanthosepion pharaonis, 678 nucleotides long. Lineage: Eukaryota; Metazoa; Mollusca; Cephalopoda; Sepiida; Sepiidae. The record is from the annotation of a GenBank genome assembly.